UACAUUUUGUGUUAACAAAACGAUAUUGCCAACUUUACUAGUUGUAUAUCAUAUGUUUCCAUUUGUAGUUCUGUGUGCUGUGCACAAGGAUUUUUAAGAAAAGUUAUUGGUGCCAUUGGGAAUCAUGGCUCUUAGCACUUUAAAUGAAUUCAUUAAGCGGUCUGCCACGGCAGGGUUUCAUCUACUGAAGCCUCAGGCCAUGGCGGCUUGUGGUGCUAAGGUCGGAAGCACUAAUAAACCGAACACUCGCGGUGCGGCCAAAUGGUACCCAGAUCCCGAAUUUAUGAAGCAAUUCUCGGCCCCAGUUAUGUAUCCUGAUGAUGUUACCUCACAGUGGAAACUGCCACCAUGGAAUCAUCAAGUUACACCUGUGGAGAAGACUGUGCGUAAUUUGACCCUUAAUUUUGGUCCUCAGCAUCCAGCCGCUCACGGUGUCUUACGUCUAGUUAUGGAAUUGGACGGUGAGACUGUAAUGCGCUGUGAUCCCCAUAUUGGAUUGUUACAUCGUGGUACAGAAAAACUUAUCGAGUAUAAGACAUACACCCAAGCGUUGCCUUACUUUGAUCGUUUGGAUUACGUAUCUAUGAUGUGCAAUGAGCAAUGUUAUUCUUUGGCGGUAGAAAAGCUCUUAAAUAUUGAAGUUCCUUUACGUGCUAAAUAUAUCCGCACACUGUUUGCCGAAAUUACACGUAUCCUUAAUCACAUCAUGGCUGUUGGCACACAUGCUCUUGAUGUUGGUGCAUUGACUCCAUUUUUCUGGCUCUUUGAAGAACGUGAAAAAAUGAUGGAAUUCUACGAAAGAGUUUCUGGAGCACGUAUGCAUGCGGCUUAUAUUCGUCCCGGUGGAGUUUCUUUGGACAUGCCUCUGGGUUUAAUGGACGACAUUUAUGAGUUUGCCUCUAAAUUCGCUGAACGUUUAGAUGAAGUUGAAGAUGUUCUUACCACAAAUCGUAUUUGGGUGCAACGUACUGUGGAUAUUGGUGUCGUUUCAGCAGAAGAAGCUUUAAAUUAUGGUUUUAGUGGAGUUAUGUUGAGAGGUUCUGGUAUUAAAUGGGAUUUGCGGAAACAACAACCCUAUGAUGCCUACGAUUUAGUUGAAUUUGAUGUACCUAUCGGUACUAAAGGUGAUUGUUAUGACCGUUAUUUGUGCCGUGUCGAAGAAAUGCGUCAAUCCUUGCGUAUCAUUGAUCAGUGUUUAAAUCAAAUGCCGGCUGGCGAAAUUAAGACCGAUGACGCUAAGGUUACUCCUCCUUCCCGUUCCGAAAUGAAGACUUCCAUGGAAGCUCUUAUUCAUCACUUUAAACUUUUUACCCAGGGCUAUCAAGUUCCACCUGGUGCAACAUAUACAGCAAUUGAGGCCCCUAAAGGUGAAUUCGGCGUUUAUUUAGUUUCAGAUGGUUCUAGUCGCCCAUACCGUUGCAAAAUCAAGGCUCCUGGCUUCGCUCAUUUAGCAGCUUUAAAUCAUGUUGGUAGACAACACAUGUUGGCCGAUAUUGUUGCUAUAAUUGGUACACUUGAUGUUGUGUUUGGCGAAAUUGAUCGUUAAAUAAUUAUUUUUUAAUAUAAUUUGUACUUCAUUAAAAAGGAUGGGUUACCGAAUGUUUAUUCCAAUUUUUGUUUGUUUUAAAAAAUUUUGUACAUAUUCGUCAAACCCACAUAGUGUGAUUUUAUUUACACUUAAAUUAAUUAUUGGUAAUAUAUGAAGUUAUAAAAUAAUUUAAAAUAAAUGAAAUAAAAUAUGCUUGUA
Lucilia cuprina (Australian sheep blowfly) is the source of this 1747-nucleotide messenger RNA. RefSeq names its product NADH-ubiquinone oxidoreductase 49 kDa subunit (gene ND-49). The transcript is spliced from 7 exons. Gene Ontology annotation, molecular function: NAD binding; NADH dehydrogenase (ubiquinone) activity; quinone binding. Bases 125 to 1546 code for a protein of 473 amino acids. The record is from RefSeq and is a predicted model, not a curated record. NCBI's taxonomy places the organism in Eukaryota, Metazoa, Arthropoda, Insecta, Diptera, Calliphoridae. Gene Ontology annotation, biological process: mitochondrial electron transport, NADH to ubiquinone.